AACUGCAGGCUGCAGCCGUAACUGCAACCAUGGUUUCCACAAAGAUGUUUGUGGCAGCGAUGAUCACAUUAUCCUUUCUGGAAGCUGCAUCUGCUGGGAAUUUCCUUGAAGAUUUCGGCGUCGGAUACGGAGACUGGCGGGCAAAGAUACUAGAGAAUGGGCAGAUUCUCUAUCUGUCACUUGACCGUGCGUCGGGUUCCGCUGUGGUGUCUAAGAGCUUGUAUUUAUUCGCUAGAGCCGACAUGAAAAUAAAGCUCGUUCAUGGUAACUCCGCGGGUACAGUAACGACGUUUUAUAUGAUUAUGAAGGGGAUGAUACAUCAUGAGAUAGAUUUCGAGUUUCUUGGGGAUGUGAGCGGGAAGCUUUACACCCUGCAGACCAAUAUCUAUGUUUACGGGCACGGUAACAAGGAGCAGAGGUUCCAUCUGUGGUUCGACCCCACACUGGAUUUCCACACUUACACCAUCCUCUGGAACAGUCAAAACAUCAUGUUUUGUACUCUCUCUCUCUCAGCCCAUAAAAGAUGCAUCACUCCCUUGUUUUUUGUGAUAUUCAGAUUUUACGUUGAGGAGAUUCCCAUUAGACAAUUCAAGAAUUUUGAAUCGAGAGGUGUACCUUACCCGAAGGACCAGCAGAUGCAGAUUCAGUGCUCACUCUGGGAGGCUAGUGAUUGGGCAACAAGAGGAGGGCGCAUCAAGAUCGAUUGGAGUCUAGCCCCAUUCACUGCCUCGUACCGAAACUGCAAUGUCCAGGCCUGCACAUGGUCCCGUUCCUCAUCUUGUUCCAACCCACCUUCCCGCAAAUCUUGGCUAACUGAAACUCCGGGCAGAGUUGGCCAAACAAAGCUGAAUUGGGCGUGCCAGAAGUUCAUGAUAUACGAUUACUGCACCGAUAUCAAGCGCUUUCCCGAAGGCCUGCCUCAUGAAUGCAAACUAGCAUGACCGGUGAUAGACCAAAGCUCUGGAUAACAAGUAGUCUUGUUCUCCUUUUUUUUUUUUUUUUUUUAAAUCUACGUGUUACAUAAAACAAGUGGACUUGAUUUUAAUGGCAAUGGAAGCAAUUAUGUUUCUUA
Rhododendron vialii is the source of this 1072-nucleotide messenger RNA. RefSeq names its product xyloglucan endotransglucosylase protein 7-like. Lineage: Eukaryota; Viridiplantae; Streptophyta; Magnoliopsida; Ericales; Ericaceae. The transcript is spliced from 2 exons. Gene Ontology annotation, molecular function: xyloglucan:xyloglucosyl transferase activity; hydrolase activity, hydrolyzing O-glycosyl compounds. Gene Ontology annotation, cellular component: cell wall; apoplast. Gene Ontology annotation, biological process: xyloglucan metabolic process; cell wall biogenesis. Bases 30 to 941 code for a protein of 303 amino acids. The record is from RefSeq and is a predicted model, not a curated record.